Haliaeetus leucocephalus (bald eagle) is the source of this 2523-nucleotide messenger RNA. RefSeq names its product sodium-dependent serotonin transporter-like. Gene Ontology annotation, cellular component: membrane; neuron projection. Lineage: Eukaryota; Metazoa; Chordata; Aves; Accipitriformes; Accipitridae. The transcript is spliced from 15 exons. The coding region runs from base 1 to 2523 and encodes 840 amino acids. Gene Ontology annotation, molecular function: serotonin:sodium:chloride symporter activity; serotonin binding. The record is from RefSeq and is a predicted model, not a curated record. Gene Ontology annotation, biological process: serotonin uptake; sodium ion transmembrane transport.
AUGGCAGAGCAGUCCUGCCCGGCACCCACCGCCAGCCCUCCCCGGCAAGUCACGGCCCCCCACCUGGGUCCCACGGCCAGCCCCGCGCCCCCGGGGCCCCAAAGCCACCCCAGGGACAAGUGGAGCAAAAAAAUGGAUUUCCUCCUCUCGGUCAUCGGAUUCGCCGUCGAUCUGGGCAACGUCUGGCGGUUCCCUUACAUCUGCUACCAAAACGGAGGGGGAGCCUUUCUCAUCCCGUACACACUGAUGGCUGUUUUCGGAGGGGUGCCCCUCUUCUACAUGGAGCUGGCCCUGGGGCAGUUCCACAGGACGGGCGCCAUCCCCAUCUGGAAGCGCAUCUGCCCCAUCUUUAAAGGCAUCGGCUUUGCUAUUUGCAUCAUUGGCCUGUACGUCUCCUUCUACUACAACACCAUCAUCGCCUGGGCUCUCUACUACUUCUACUCGUCCUUCUCGGGCACCCUGCCCUGGGCGAGCUGUGACAACCCCUGGAACACACCAGCCUGCACCAACUACUUCGGGAGAAGCAAUGUGACCUGGACCAACUUCUCCAGGUCCCCUGCUGAAGAGUUUUAUACGAGGAAGGUCCUGGAGAUCCAGAAGUCUGGGGGUCUGUAUGACGUGGGGGGCAUCCGCUGGCAGCUGCUCCUCUGCCUCUUCCUCAUCUUUACCAUUGUCUACUUCAGCCUGUGGAAAGGGGUGAAAACCUCCGGGAAGGUGGUGUGGGUGACGGCCACGCUGCCCUAUGUCGUCCUCCUUGUCCUGCUGGUCCGGGGGGCCACCCUGCCCGGCGCCUGGAGGGGGGUCAUCUUCUACCUGCGCCCGGACUGGGGCAAGCUCCUGAGCACUGCGGUUUGGGUUGAUGCUGCUGCACAGAUUUUCUUCUCCUUGGGCCCUGGAUUCGGUGUCCUCCUUGCUUUGGCCAGUUACAACCAUUUCCACAACAACUGCUACCGGGACGCGCUCAUCACCAGCACCGUGAACUGCCUCACCAGCUUUCUCUCGGGCUUCGUCAUCUUCACUGUGCUGGGCUACAUGGCUGAGAUGAGGGACGUGGAGGUGGAGGAUGUUGCGAGAGACAAAGGGCCGAGCCUCCUUUUUAUCACCUACCCCGAAGCAAUUGCCAACAUGGUGGGAUCCACCUUCUUUGCCAUCAUAUUCUUCCUGAUGAUGAUAACGCUGGGGCUGGACAGCACGUUUGGGGGCUUGGAGGCUGUGAUCACGGCUGUGAUGGAUGAGUACCCUCAGGUCCUGGCCGGGCGACGGGAGCUCUUCGUCCUCGGCCUCAUCACAGUCUGUUUCCUGGGCUCCCUGAGCACCCUCACCUACGGGGGAGCCUAUGUGGUGAAGCUGCUGGAGGAGUUCGGUGCUGGCUGCUCAAUCCUGGCAGUGGUGCUGCUGGAAACGAUAGCUGUCUCCUGGUUUUAUGGGAUACAGAGGUUCUCCCACGAUGUGAAAGCCAUGCUGGGCUUCACUCCGGGGAUGUUCUGGAAGGUGUGCUGGGUCGCCGUCAGCCCUGCCUUGUUGGCAUUCAUAGUCAUCAGCUCCCUCCUGGACCAGCCACCUCUGAUGCUCUUCAACUACCAGUACCCCGAGUGGAGCAUCUCAGUGGGGUACCUCAUAGAAGCAUCGUCCUUCAUCUGCAUCCCCUUCUACAUGGUGUACAAGCUCGUCUGGACACCAGGGUCUCUCAAGCAGCGCCUCGCUGUCUGCAUUUGGCCGGAGAAAAAACCACGAGACCCCCGAGCAGACACAAAAGAAGUCCAGAAGAGAAACUGCUUGGCCCCUCGGGUGGCUGCCGGGACCACGCUGCUGCAGCAGGGCGGGCUGGUCCCUCCUGCUGCCUCGUCCCGGCUCUGGCCCCGCCAGGCGGGAGCUCUGCUGAGCCAGGAGGAUCGGCUGCGGGAGAAGUGGCGGUCUCUGGCAUCUGAAGAAGAAAAGGCCUUCACAGAACUCGUUUUACAAACAAAUAUCGGGGUCAGGGUGAAGCAGCCCUGGCGCUGGUGUGAACCAGCCACCUGCCGCCCGUCGCGGCUUCCCAGUCACGUCACAUCACUUCCAACGCGGCCCCACCGUUUCUCAGCACUUCACCGGGCCCACGAAACACUUUCCAGCACCCACGUUCACCUCGGCGCAGGCAAAGCGGCAGCUCCCAGCCGGCAUCCCAGCCGUGUGCCGGUCUGCGGCGGGGACCCCUCCCGGUGCCCCCUCGGCGGCUCCCGCUCUCCUUCAGGUGCUGCUGGGCAGCAUCCUCAGCGCCCUGCUGCUCACCAUCAUCCUCAUGGCCAUCUGCGUCUACAAGCCGGUCCGGCGGCGGUAACCGAGCGGGACCCGGCGGGUCCGUCGUGGAGAAGCGCUGCUGGUCCCGCCUGGUUCUCCCGCCUGGCACCCAGCCGUCCCACCGCCUCCCCCGCCCGCGACCGGGGACACCCCGAUGUUGCACGCACGGCUCUUCAUCCGCGCAACAUCGCGUGGUUCCAUCGGGAACGGCUCUUCAUCCGCGCGACGUCGGUGGCUCCAUCGUGA